Molecule: messenger RNA, 1950 nt
Organism: Lachancea mirantina
Lineage: Eukaryota; Fungi; Ascomycota; Saccharomycetes; Saccharomycetales; Saccharomycetaceae
Source: the annotation of a GenBank genome assembly
AUGGCCGCUGCGACCCAUCCAUAUAGGAGGACGCUGGAGAUUUCGUCUACGAGAGCUAAUGGAGAAGUGGAAGCGAACUCGCGACGCAACAAUGAUAAUAAGAACGACAGUUUGUUUUCAUUGAGCAGUAAAACCCAAUUGAAUGACAAUGGUGAGCUUUUUGAUAAAUCUUUUAAGCUCUCAGCUCUGCCAUCUCCUCCGACGUUGCUUGCACAACGGGCAGUUUCGUCGCCAGUUAGUUCUUUAAGUGAGACGCCUGGUUCGUCAAGGAUACAACUCGUCGACUCGCGAGAGAGCAGCAACGACGUGGGAGAGUUUAACGAUUCAGGAUCAGGGUCUACAAAAUUCAAAUCCAAGAAAACCCGGCCGAAAUCUGUCGAUUUGUCGCAUUUGUAUUUGAUGAGCAAUGGUAACACACAGUACACUUCCACAAACGAGUCCGUCGCGGAUUUGUCACACCAAAUGAUAAGCAAGUAUCUUGGUGAGGAGAACAACUCUAUUUUGGUUCCGCGGUUGAAAACGAUCGCGAUGUACAAGCAAAAUGUCAAGAAAUCUAAGGAUCCUAAUGUGCUUUUCCAAUAUGCUCAGUAUAUUCUUCAAACGGCACUUUCAAUCGAUGUCGACUCCACAGACAAAAUUCAGGAUGAAACUGAAACGAACGACGGCUCCGUGUCGCCAGGUGCGCUGAAAAAACAGUUUUUGAAAGAUGCCCAGCACUAUUUGCGGAAACUGAGCGUCAAGGGCUACUCGGAUGCGCAGUAUUUGCUUGCAGACGCAUAUGCGUCUGGUGCGUUCGGUAAAGUUAACACCAAAGAAGCUUUCGUGUUAUUCCAGUCUGCAGCCAAACACGGUCACAUUGAAAGUGCCUAUAGAACCGCCCACUGCUACGAAGAAGGUUUGGGCACGACAAGAGACUCUCGACGCGCUAUCGAGUUCUUGAAAUUUGCCGGUAGCAGAAAUCACCCUUCCGCGACUUACAAACUGGGUCUCUAUUCGUUUUACGGACGUAUGGGCAUGCCUAAUGAUAUAAACACGAAACAGAACGGCAUCAAGUGGCUGUCUCGGGCCACUGCGCGUGCUAACGAGCUUACGUGUGCUGCGCCUUAUGAGCUUGCAAAAAUUUACGACAAUGGAUUUAUGGAUAUCAUCAUUCCAGAUCAAAAAUAUGCUAUGGAGCUAUACAAUCAAGCGGCGUCUUUGGGUCACAGUCCCUCUUCGACUAUUCUAGGCAGAGUGUAUGAGACUGGCAAUGACGUGGUUCCUCAGGAUACAAGUUUGAGUGUGCAUUACUACACGCAGGCUGCGCUUCGCGGUGAUCCCGAGGCCAUGAUGGGUUUGUGCGCGUGGUACAUCGUUGGUGCUGAGCCCUCUUUCGACAAAGAUGAAAAGGAAGCCUUUCAAUGGGCCUUACGGGCUGCAACAGCGGGGUUUGCCAAGGCUCAGUUCGCGGUGGCUUAUUUUUAUGAGAAGGGAAAAGGCUGUGAAGUGGAUAUGGACAGUGCCAUGGAUUGGUAUCAGAAAGCUGCAGAUCAGAAGGAUCCGAGGGCGAUAAAUAAGCUCCAGACCAACGGCAAUGGAACUCCGUUCAAACCGUCGCACAGUAAGAAAUCUAAAAGUAUUUCCACGCUAAACUUAUUUGCAAGCAACUCCACUCAAGACUUCCGGAACACCUCUGGUAGCACAGAACAUAGCACAUUCAAAAAACCUAGUGGCUCGGCUGUGGAUCUUCGUAUAUCUGCGACAGAACGCCACGAUCGUGGAUUCGAACAGCCCAUCGCAGGCCACGAAAAUUUAUCAACGGCAGGAGCUGAGCCCGGGCCUUCAGGCAACGAUGGUGCUAAGGAGUUCACCCUUGAGGCAUCCAGCGUUCCCGCGGGUAAAACAAAACGCGGCAAGAUACUAUCGUCGCGGAAAAGUUCAGGCGAGUCCAAAAAAAAAACUGUGUCGUGA